AUGCAAAAUUGGAGGAAGGGACAGGCUGCUGCUCGAUCACAUUCCCGUCCGACUUCACUAGAUGACAUGGCAAACGAUCCCAAGAGGAACAGCGCAAGACUGCUUAAACUUCUCACCCUCUCCAUUCCUGUUCUCUAUCUCUCCCUUUCCAAGCUGUGA
Messenger RNA from Echinococcus granulosus, 159 nucleotides. RefSeq lists its product as hypothetical. The record is from RefSeq and is a predicted model, not a curated record. Bases 1 to 159 code for a protein of 52 amino acids. NCBI's taxonomy places the organism in Eukaryota, Metazoa, Platyhelminthes, Cestoda, Cyclophyllidea, Taeniidae. The transcript is spliced from 2 exons.